CUUAGGUCCGUCUAUGAUGGGAGGCGUGUUCGAAAAGCAGUGACCGAUGAAAUUCUCUUCGAGCGAUGUCUUUUUCUGUAGGUGCGGUCCGUCUUAGAAAAGGAAGUAUAUGUUGACAGCAUACUCUUUUGUCUUUCUCUUUCCAUCAGUUUGAAGGUGCUUCGUCCGUGCACGCCUGUCACUCCUGAUUCGUUUCGUCGUUCGUGGUUUUGCAGAACAAGGUGCCACCUGUAAUUCCUUUCAACCUGAAAGCAAAAAUGACGACAGCAAUCACGUGAGUGGGUGGACGAGGACGGCGUGGCUGAGUACUACUCGACGUGCGCAUAACCCAUCAACAAGCCACUGAAUCUGAAGGACGCGGCGCGGCCUCCCUCGAAAAACUGUUCAUUGUCGUGGAGCCAGCCUCCAGAUGAGCCACUUGGAUCGAGACGCUUCCGCCUCCUGAUACUUACUACUAGCUGCGUGUCCCGCAACAUUAAAAACCAAGCUUCAACAAGCAACGACUACGACUGAAUCUUGACUGUCCGUCAACUACGUGCUGCACAACAUCAACAAGUAAGAUGCGAGGCCUUUGCAUCCCCGCGGAUCGCGUGUGCUGUGGGUGCCUGUCUAUCAACCAAGCAGCGAUCUCGGUGUGUUUCUACUACGUUUUCACCGGCAUCGUGCAGAUUGUGUCCAUCUUCGCGAUGGCGCCGACCAAGCAGGAAGCGGAUAAGGAGCACCAUUUGACCAGAACAAGUACAACCACUUCUCGCUGGUGCCUUGUCGCGAAAAAAACUGCUUCAUCGUGCAUUUGCAUGUUUAUUUUACCUAGCAGGGGUUGUCCAGCCAAUACAGCAUGGUGAAUAUGUUCGGCGUGCGCUGGUUGUACUAUCUCUUCGAUGCUCCAGUAACAGGAAGAGAAAUGCCUUUGUUACUGCACAUUCGCAAACUCGAAUUUAACGAUCUCAGGUGAUUUCCUGGCCCAGCUUCAUAUUUUCUACCAAAUCCUCGGAUUCGCGGUCGGUACCAGGGGAUACAGAGGGGUAGCUUUACGGGAGCCACAUAACGUGCGCAUUGCGUUUCUCUUCACGUGCAGUUACGCAUCUAUGGCACUGUGCGGCCUCAUGAGGGUAUAAAAGCUUAGAAUGAGUUAGAAUUUGAGUUCCUUAUUUCGCACGUCGAUUCGGCAGGUCUGUUGACCGCGAAACCAUCAAUGCCGCACCAACAGUUCCAGCGCAUGGUUUGUAGUUCUUCUAAGUUGCAUUGGAAAGGCGUGCUGUUGUUUAAUCAAAUAUGCAAAAUCAAAAUCACGAACAGCUUUCCGUGGUGUGUGACGAAUAUCCAGAAGUGGAGUGCGCCAAGCUAAAAGCCGUACUCGCCGGGUCAGUGGGAUGCGAGUUUUUCUUGUAAGAACAUUGAUUUUCGAAAGAAUUACACUUUCUUGUUCUUGAUGGACGUGCACUGGUGUCACCUUCGAUGGACUGUUCUCUUUGUAAUUUACUUACAUGAGAUCAGCAUUCUGUCACUUUCAGGUUUACCUACUUCGCCUACAUUCUGUGGAGUUGUUGCGAAAAGCUGACCGCCGGUGCAGGGGACGUGCUCCCGAGGUUCAUGCUGGACGAGAGCCUGAUUUCCACCAACCAGCUUCCCGUGCCGCAGCAACGAGGUUCGCAGACACCGCUCACCGCACCAAUAGAACCCUUCAGCGGACAGGGACACAGGCUGGAGUGAGACAGAAAAAUUUACUACAUGAUUUACAAAGAUUAGACUCAUCUUUUUAAAUGAUUUUCAUUUUGUUGAAUGCACAUGGUCACAGGUUUCCAAUAGCAAUAGAAAUGAACAGCGGAAUACAAGGACGGGAAGCAAUUUGAAGAACCUUCUGUUGCACCUUUUUGUGUACGAUAUGACAUUAGGAAUAGGAAGACAUGGGGGAAAUUGAAGUAGGAAGCUCUAUUUGAUGAAGAAUGUUUCUCGUUCUCCGAUGAAAACUUAUCGCGGUAAAACCUGUAGGAGAAUGAAGGAUGGAGAAUUGAAGAUGGAGAACGCAGUUAUCAAAGCACGAAAUAAAAUUCCUGUACCUGAAGUCUGGUUGAUGCCGGUCAGUGCAAAACUCAUCCGCG
This is a messenger RNA of Amoebophrya sp. A120, 2102 nucleotides long. NCBI's taxonomy places the organism in Eukaryota, Dinophyceae, Syndiniales, Amoebophryaceae. The record is from the annotation of a GenBank genome assembly.